GCGGUUAAUACAGAACGAAUGACUGUGGUGUUCACCGGUGCAGUUUUGUGUUUUUAUUAGGUUCAGAAUAAAACAAAAUUGAGAAAUAUUUAUAUUAUUGUGCCUAUACACGUUAAUUCCAUAUGAAACUCUUAUUUAAUUGGUUUUGAAGGGAUAAAAAAUCAAAACAUGCAGUAAGGCGGACGGAUCUAUUAUUAAGCAAGAGGGAGGUCAGUCUGUUAACUUGGUAAAGUAAAUAAACGUUUAGAGGCCUUUCUGUAUAAUAGUCCUGCCUAUAAAUUACUAAAAAAAAUUAAAUAAAAGUCUUGUAAAGGCUAAAAAUUUUGAUUUUAAGGCAAAACUUUUUUUUUUAAACCUCCUUACUUCCCCGUUUACUAAAUGAGGCCGUCCAGCCCGCCAAACAUGGUGGACUACGAAAAUCCCAUUUGGCCGAAUUUAGUUUAACUUUUAAUUUUGUUUACAUUUCCUUGUUUUAUACAAGAAACAAUCUACAAGUAAAUUUAUUAUUCAUACUUUUACACUAAUAUCGAAUAUUAAUUUUUUUGUGAUAGAAAGCAAAUAAUUUUUGAAAAAAGGUUCCAUAAAUGGAUGACAUGUUGCCAAAUUGUCACGAAGAGCGGCUGACCCAACACAACUGUCACUUAUCACAAUAAUUUCCCUGGAGGUUUGAUAGGUUAUGCAUGUCUGUGUAUUUGUGUUUACAAAAUAAAGAAGAACAAAAAAAUCUCAUUGUCCAAGGAUAUUUUCAAGUUAUUUGUAUUAAGUUAACGAUGAGUAGUAAUAUGUGGAAUCAAAAUAAUCCAGCAGGGGGUUUUAUAUACUUCAACAAGCCAGCAUCAAAUGAGACAUCCAACACUCCAAAUACCACUUUGGACACCAGUGAAUAUUUAAGUUUUGAUAGUUUUUCUUCAGCUAAUGGAUCUUAUCAAAAUAGCAGUUUUUCUCCUUCAAAUUAUAGCAGCCCCAGAAACUUUGUCCGACAUAGUCCUAUGGGACGAAGUCCUAGAAACUAUUAUUCACCAAUUAAACAGGCCCCAGGUGGUAAGAACUGGAGGAGAAAUUUGGGAUUAACUGCCAAUGCAACAGAACCUAACCAUCCAAACAACAACUAUAACCAGCAACAAAACCACCAUCAGAAUAGAAACUAUUCACAUCAUCACAAGAGGAGUUUUGGCCAAAAUGCUUCAGGAAGUGAUUUAAACUCAUCAAAAUAUUUUGAUGCUACUUGCCUAACAAAUCCCUGGUUGGAACUGGAGCAGAAAUUAUUUAAAGAACAGGAGCAGGAUUUGGUCAGGCAGGACUUACAAGUUCCAGAUGCAGAAAGUCAAGAAGAAUGUGAAGAAAGUGGUUCACAAAGUUGUGGUAGUAGUAGUAGUAGUGGGUCAGAUGAUGAUGGAUCAGAAGAAGGUGUGAGUUCAUUUUCUUAACUGAAUUCGAAACACAUAUUUUUUAUUGAAUGUCAUGCGAAUACAUGUUACUUUUUACAUAAAUAAUACACUUAUUUGGCAAGUACAGUUUAUUAAUAAUUACAUAAUUUUUUAUUGCAUUAUAUAAAUUGACUACUAUUUGGUUUGCAAACAGUUUGUAAAGUCAUAAAAUCUACAAAAUUAAGUUGUAAAAGUUAAAAUUGGUUUUGAAUAGAUAGGCAACCCAAACAAUUUGAAUAUUAUAAACCAUAAAGCUGGUAUUCCCCAUUCAAAUUCUCAGGUAGGUACAAAGUAAGAUCCUAAGGUAUUGGGUUACCCUUAAAAUUUGUUAAGGCAGGUAGAAAAAAAGCAAACUUGUGAGUAAGAUUGCUGUACAUGUUCUUGUAUAUAGUGAGGAAUGAAAUAAACAUUUAAAUAGGCAAUUGGUUUAACCCUCUACAAACAAUCAAAUAAAGAUCUCAGUCAAAUGUCACAAUAUAUGUGAGAUUUUAUUGUAAAAUAAAGCAAUAUUUAUGUUUUAAUAUUGAGAAAUAAAUAACUUUAAAUAAA
Molecule: messenger RNA, 1976 nt
Organism: Anthonomus grandis grandis
Lineage: Eukaryota; Metazoa; Arthropoda; Insecta; Coleoptera; Curculionidae
Product: probable inactive serine/threonine-protein kinase scy2
Exons: 2
Coding region: 681-1427 (248 amino acids)
Source: RefSeq, a predicted model, not a curated record